UUCCCCUCCCUUAUCCCCCGUCUUUUUUAUCCGCUUCUGCGGCUGCUCCCACCCUUCCCCUUCUCUCUUUCGCUCGCUCUCGUCAGACGCCGCUGUCCCUAGCUUGCUUCCAUCACAAGCACUCGGGCGGAGCGAACCAGCCGGCGACGACCGGUGGUUGCCGCCGCGGCCAUCGCCGCCACCCCGCGCCUUUUAUGCUCGCGGCUGCUCGGUUCGUGGGCUCCGGUAGUGCGCUGCGAUCCUCUCGGCCACGGACCUUUCUGCGGGAGCGAAGAUUCCGGUAUGGAGGUGGAGGCGACGCCCACGGCGGCCGUGUCGUCUUCCGGCGGGGCCGCGCAGCUGCCGCCGCCCGGCCCGCCCGCCAAGAAGAAGCGUGCCCUCCCCGGCAUGCCAGAUCCUGACGCGGAGGUGAUCGCGCUGUCGCCCAAGACGCUGCUGGCGACGAACCGGUUCGUGUGCGAGAUCUGCAACAAGGGGUUCCAGCGGGACCAGAACCUGCAGCUCCACCGCCGGGGCCACAACCUACCGUGGAAGCUCCGGCAGCGGAGCGGCAAGGAGCCCCGGAAGCGGGUGUACGUGUGCCCGGAACCCAGCUGCGUUCACCACGACCCGUCGCGCGCGCUCGGCGACCUCACCGGCAUCAAGAAGCACUUCUGCCGCAAGCACGGCGAGAAGAAGUGGAAGUGCGACAAGUGCUCCAAGAAGUACGCCGUGCAGUCGGACUGGAAGGCGCACGUCAAGACCUGCGGCUCCCGGGAGUACCGCUGCGACUGCGGCACCCUCUUCUCCAGGAGGGACAGCUUCAUCACUCACCGCGCCUUCUGCGACGCGCUCGCCGAGGAGAGCGCCAAGGCGCGCGCGGAGGCGCCUCCCGCCGAGGACGACGGGGGCUCGGCUGCCGCCGUCGGUCCGCCACCGGCCGCCCCGCCAACUCAGGCGCCAGUACCUGCCGCGCCGGGGCCGCUGAGGCAGCAACCGCCCCCGCCGCCGCCUGCUCCUCCUCACCGUGCGGACCAACGUAAUGAGCCGGAGACCAAGGCGCCUGAGCCCACUCAGUUUGCGCCGCCGCUGCCCUCUCCGGCGGCGGCGGUGCCGGUGCUUUCGCAUAAUUCGGUCACAGCUGCGAAUGUCAGCGCCAGCAGCAGCAGCAGCGUCGCGGGGACAUCGCAGGGCCUGAUCGGCGGCAUGUUCGCACCGUCGUCGAUGGCCCCAGCGCCGCAUUUCCCGGACCUCGGCGGCGGGGUCGGCCGCCCAGAGCGCGCGAUGCCUGGCAAGCCCCCAUCACUGUGCCUCGCCACGGACGCGUCGUCCUCGAUCUUCUCGGCACCAGUAGCCGCUGACCGGCAACAAUUCGCGCCACCCCCGCCGCCUUCCCCGUCGCCGCACAUGUCCGCCACCGCGCUGCUCCAGAAGGCCGCGCAGAUGGGCGCUACGUCGUCAACCUCCUCGUUCCUCCGAGGGCUGGGCCUCGACGCAUCCUCGUCAUCGCCGGGGGCCUCGUCGUCCGGCCAGCAGCACUACCACGACGCCAUGCAAGUGUCGCUCGCGGAGACGUCGCUGCAGCAAUGGCCCCCGCGGCUGGAACAGGAGCCGGCGCCGGUGCUGUCGGCCGGGCUCGGCCUCAGCCUGCCGUACGACUCCACCGGCGCGCCGGUGUGCCUGCCGGAGCUCAUGAUGGGCCAGACGUCGCUGUUCGGCGGCAAGCCGGCUACCCUGGACUUCCUGGGGCUAGGGGUGAGCCCGACCGGCGCGUCGGCAAGCAGAGGGCUCCCCGCGUUCAUGCAGCCCAUCGGCGGCGCCGUCGAGAUAGCCGGUACCGGCGCCGGCGCCGCCGAGACGUUCGUCGCCGGCCGUGGCCCGCAGGCGACGCCGUGGGAGAGGAAUCCGAGCACCUCGCCCAUCCUGUAGCAACACUAGCUAGCAGGUAGUGAACCACUGAACCCCAACCCCCAAGCGCUGUGAUUUUGGGCAAAAGGAUGGAAGGAUUGUCGGAGGAAACAAACAGUAGACGCCAGGUUCGAUUAGCAGCUAGAGUUUCCCGCUGUCUGUUCUCGCUGUUCUUUUGUUUUUUUAGAUUUGGGAGCAUGUUACAGCAAGUAAGCUGAAAGGAUCAUAUCAGUUCUUUCUGUUGUGUUCUCGGCUCUCGCCCUUGUCGCA
Messenger RNA from Panicum virgatum (switchgrass), 2157 nucleotides. Its product is annotated as zinc finger protein ENHYDROUS-like. The transcript is spliced from 4 exons. NCBI's taxonomy places the organism in Eukaryota, Viridiplantae, Streptophyta, Magnoliopsida, Poales, Poaceae. Gene Ontology annotation, cellular component: nucleus. The record is from RefSeq and is a predicted model, not a curated record. The coding region runs from base 283 to 1908 and encodes 541 amino acids. Gene Ontology annotation, molecular function: DNA-binding transcription factor activity.